Molecule: messenger RNA, 1467 nt
Organism: Gryllus bimaculatus (two-spotted cricket)
Lineage: Eukaryota; Metazoa; Arthropoda; Insecta; Orthoptera; Gryllidae
Source: the annotation of a GenBank genome assembly
GCGCGCGCCGCCUGAAGAGAUUGGUGCAGGCUCGCCAGAACAAGUGUCAGUGUCAGUACGGCGUCGUGCGGGGUUGUCGCCGGUUGUUCGCUGCCGCCUGCCGUCCGCUACACGGAAAUUGCUUGCCAUCAACGCGUUCCCGCUUGCCGUCGCCGCACGCUGCCGUCGCCGUGUCGUCGCGUUGCUACUCCGCUAGUUGCUGAGCAGGUCGACCAAAUUGACUUCGCGUCAAGCUCCAGAACAUCACACAUCUCUCUGAUGACGCGUCCGCCGCCGUGCUCGUGGGCCGCGCUGGCGCUGCUGCUGGCAGUGGCCGCCGCCGCCGCCGUCGCCGCCCCGCCCUCGGCCGCCCCCGCCAACAACGCCGGCGCCAGCCGCUACAACUACGGCAAGGUGCUGGAGCUGUCGCUGCUGUUCUACGAGGCGCAGCGCUCGGGCCGCCUGCCGGCCGACAACCGCGUGGCGUGGCGCGGCGACUCGGCGCUGGGCGACCGCGGCAACAACGGGGAGGACCUCACCGGCGGAUAUUAUGACGCCGGAGACUUCGUCAAGUUCGGCUUCACCAUGGCGUCUACGACCACACUGCUGGCGUGGGGCAUGCUGUCCUACAGAGACGCAUACAAAGUGUCAGGGCAGCUGCACGCCGGGCUGGGCGCGCUCAAAUGGGCGGCCGACUACUUCAUCAAGUGCCACGUGAGCCCCAACGAGCUGUACGGGCAGGUGGGCGACUUCACGCUGGACCACCAGUUCUGGGGGCGGCCCGAGGAGCUGAACAUGUCGCGCCCGGCGUACAAGAUCGACGAGCAGCACCCGGGCUCGGACCUGGCCGGCGAGACGGCGGCGGCGCUGGCGGCCGUCAGCCUCGUGUUCCGCGCCGAGGGCGACAAGGAGUUCGCCGCGCUCGCCCUGCGCCACGCGCGCGAGCUCUACCGCUUCGCCACGCUGCACCGCGGCCUCUACCACGAGACCAUCAAGCAGGCGGCCGAGUUCUACGAGUCGACGGACUACGGUGACGAGCUGACGUGGGCCGCCGCCUGGCUGUUCCGGGCCACCAACGAGUCGCAGUUCCUGGACGAGGCGCAGCACCACUACUCCAAGUUCCGCCUGCGCGAGCGGCCCAACGAGUUCUUCUACAACAAGAAGGUCGCGGGCGUACAGGUGCUGUUGGCGCAGCUGACGCGGCAGCGCGAGUACCUGGAGGCGGCGCAGGCCUUCUGCGACUUCACCGUGGACCAGCAGAAGCGCACACCCAAGGGGCUCGUCUACAUCGACAAGUACGGCACUCUCUGCCACGCCGCCAACGUCGCCUUCGUCUGCCUCGAGGCUGCAGAUGCAGGAAUCAAACCAUCGAAGUACUUGGCAUUUGCUCGACAGCAAAUCCACUAUAUGCUUGGAGAUUCUGGAAGAUCUUUCGUUGUGGGUCUGGGACACAACCCUCCUACCCAACCAUAUCAUGCUGCUAGGUAA